Molecule: messenger RNA, 440 nt
Organism: Cinara cedri
Lineage: Eukaryota; Metazoa; Arthropoda; Insecta; Hemiptera; Aphididae
Source: the annotation of a GenBank genome assembly
AUGUUUUUCGAUGCUGUUGAUGAAGUUCCGGCUUUACUAGAGGAACCUGAAGAUAACGAAGAUAGUGGAGAAAAUGGCGAAGAAAAAAAAGAAAUUUCAAUAACUAGAAAAGUACUAGGUAAAAUUAUUAUCAAGCAAUUUAAUAGUAUUGGUUUUGAUUUGAAAAAAUGUGUGGAUGUAGGACUAAUAGAUGUAGUAUAAUAGUGUCAGAACUUCGUGGAGCUGUUAAUGAAAUCACUAAAGUAGCAUCUAAUGCCCGCAAAUGUCCUUGUUAUAAUCAUUCGCUAAAUAAUUUUAUAUCACAAACUUCACGCGUCAAAAGUAUCAGAAAUCUUAUUGGAGUAAUUAAAGAAACUGUAUCAUAUUUGUCUACAUCAGCUAAAAGUACAGUUGUUUUAAGAAAAUAUGUUGGGCAUCAGUUAAUUGGCGAAACGAGAUAA